Molecule: messenger RNA, 1188 nt
Organism: Mus caroli (Ryukyu mouse)
Lineage: Eukaryota; Metazoa; Chordata; Mammalia; Rodentia; Muridae
Source: RefSeq, a predicted model, not a curated record
AGCAGAGUCCCUUGAGCUUAGCCAGACCACACAGCUGGGCCCAGUACUAGCUGCCUUCUCUCUGACUAGGGGACCCCUGGGGCCCUGUCCUUAUUCCCCAAGAUCCUGGCAGCAGGUGCCUCUCUCUGUCCACAAUGAACGUCGUCCUCUCCAGGGACAGCCAGGUGAGGGCCAUGGAGAACACGGUGACAAAUGCUGAGAGGUAUUUCGGUCAGUUCUGCUCACUGCUAGCCUCCUACACGUGCAAGACGGCCCGGCUUCGUGACAAGGCUGACCAGCUGGUGAAGCAGCUGAUAGACUUUGCCAACACGGAGAACCCUGAGCUGCGGGCCACCAUUCGAGACUUCGCCGAGGACCUUGCCAAAGUGCAGGAUUAUCGGCAGGCAGAGGUUGAGAGGCUGGAGGCCAAGGUCAUCAGCCCUCUGAAGCUCUAUGGCGCCCAAAUAAAGCAGACCCGGGCAGAUAUAAAGAAAUGUAAACGUGUCCAAAAUAACGAGAUUAAACAACUGGAAAAGCUGGAGAAACUGAGGCAGAAGUCACCCUCAGAUCGACAAAUGAUCUCCCAGGCGGAGACCAGUGCACAGAGGGCCUCAGUGGACACCAACCGUUCUACCCACCAUCUAGUGGAGACUGUGGAUGCCUUCCAGGAACAGAAACUGAAGGACCUCCGGAGAAUCUUCUCUGACUUUGUGACCAUCGAGAUGGUUUUCCACGCGAAGGCGGUGGAGGUGUAUUCCAGCGCUUUCCAGACCUUGGAGAACUAUGACCUGGAGAAGGACCUGCAGGACUUCAGAGCCAAGACACGUGGAAUUUACGGGCAUGGUGAAGCUCGGCCGCUCACAGACACCAACCCCGCUCCAUCUGUCCCCUGGCCUCUGGCCAGCCAGAGUGCUCAGAGUACCAUGGCACGCCAGGGGAAGGAGGCUGGAGGUGAAGAGGACAGUGAGGUUGAUUCUGUGGAGGAGAUCCCCCUGGAGGACCUCAAGGGACAACAGCAAGGACUCCGAGACUAGGAAGAGGAUCCCAGUGGCAGGUGGAAGGCAUAGGCUGGCCUGGACCUUGGUGCAUUCUGCUUGUGUUCUCAGGGUCAGGGAUUCCCUGGGGUCUUGCUUUCUUUAUUGGCACAGCAGGCCGCUCUACAGGCCUAUACUCCUGGUGUCAGUAAAAGAUAUGUGAAUCUCAACUGCA